Molecule: messenger RNA, 558 nt
Organism: Phanerochaete carnosa HHB-10118-sp
Lineage: Eukaryota; Fungi; Basidiomycota; Agaricomycetes; Polyporales; Phanerochaetaceae
Exons: 2
Coding region: 1-558 (185 amino acids)
Source: RefSeq, a predicted model, not a curated record
AUGCCACACAUUUUACCAACGUGCAUCGCAGAACUGGUAUCGGACGCUGAAAGUGAUGGUGUCUCCUUUUGUACUCCCGCGAGCGGUGACUCAACCUGCGCCGGACGACGCAUGGUGGAAGGAUUCAUUGUCGCAGCAGCCGUUAAACAUGCUGAUGAUGGCUCCUGGAUUCAAGUAACCGGCUGCAUCGACCCUACAAAGUCUUCACUCGACCCCUCGGACACGGGGGGCCAGAUGGAUGUGCGUUUCCCUAACGGUGCUCAAUGCACGUUCGGUGGAUAUGGCGCAAGCUUUAUUGAGUUGUUCGUGCUAUGCAUUCUGCUCGUUUACGUUGCACUAAUGCGUCCUCUCUCUUUCCACGUUGCGUCAGAAUCGAGCCCGCGACAAACCGGUUCUGUCUACGUUGCUGCGCCUCCGCAAAUGAUCAGGUCAAUUGCAAUUCGCACAGAGACCGAGAGGGGUGUCCGAAUGCUAUCCCUGGAACAUACGAUUUCCCCGAGCUCGGUGCCAGUUGCUCGUAACGCGCCUUUGGGUGGACUUCCCCGCGCCCUCCGAUAG